Caenorhabditis sp. 36 PRJEB53466 is the source of this 536-nucleotide messenger RNA. Lineage: Eukaryota; Metazoa; Nematoda; Chromadorea; Rhabditida; Rhabditidae. The record is from the annotation of a GenBank genome assembly.
AUGUACAAGGUCGGUUCGGAUCGGAUCAGAUCUUAGAUCUUUAAACAAAAACAAGUUCCAGUUCUACUCCACAUAUCUUUUCGUGCUCGCCUUCUUCACGGUCAGCUGCACAGGCGUUGCCCUCAUCAGCAACUAUGACUCAUCUCCGUUCCAUCGAAAUGUGCUCUGCGUCUUGUUCGAUCUCAGUUUCACUCUGUAAGUAGUCGCUUUGCCCUCCGUCCAACUCUUCUGAUCCAUUCUAGUCUAUGCAUUGUGGCGCCGUAUUUGUCGGUCAAAAUGAGCGAAGCAUGGCAGAACGAACUGGAUCUGAUUCUCGUAAAAGUACGAAAGGUGUAUGUAGUUUGGCACGUAACAAGAACUUUAAGGUCGGCGUCAGAAAAGCAACGAAAGUGAGGAGCGUUUGCGAUCGUUCGAAAAGACUGAAGAACACUUUCGGAGAAGUGAUGGACUUCGAGACGAGCAAACACAGCGACGUGUACUUUGAACAACUGAAAAAGUCAUGGAACAAGAAUGAAUUCCAAGUUGGGAGAGUGUGA